AGUCAGCGCUUUGCCGGCUUGUGCCUCUGGUCGAGCACGCUCCGAUUGUUCGUAAGGCUGCUGACGACGCGUCGUAACAAACCAUCAUACCCUCUGUGCACCAACUGCAGCUUAACACCAUGUCGCGUCAAGCAUUACACGCAAAAAGCGCAGCAAAAAUGGCCCUCCUCCUCACAUGUGCUGGCUCAGCCGCCGCGCUAGUCAUGAAACCGACCACGGCCGUGCGCCAGCCGCUGCGACGCGUCCAGCGACGACCACAAACAAAGAUGAUGGCCUUCCUGCCAAUAAGCAGCAUACCCAUGAUCGGCAAAGCGAGACGGACGACGAAACUCUCCGUCGCCAUCGACCCCUUCACGGAGGUCGAGAAUCUACCUCUCCAACUCCUAGCGAAGGCUUCUGCAGCUCUGGUAGCGGUCCAGUUACUCGCAACUCUAGACUUCCCUGCGCUCAUCGGUUCCUACAACGCCGCGCUCGCAAGUCGCCCUUUCACGACGAAGGCCGCGGGCACGGGCAUCACCUACUUCUUCUCGGACCUGACGGCGCAAGCGUUGGAAGGUGAUCGGAGUUCACUGAUCGAAAAAGUGAAACGCGCCUCUCAGUUCGCUCUCGUCGGCGCUCUCUGGGUAGGACCGCUCCUCGCGGCCUGGUUCCAGGUCAUGGACUUCUACGUGCCCGGGCGCAGUGCGGGAGCCGUCUCGACGAAGAUCGUCAUGGACCAGGUGCUGCAGGGCCCUUUUAUGAUUGCUACGAUGUUUUUGUGGACCGGGUUACUUGCUGGUGCUGGUCUGUCUGGCGCUCUAGCGUCAAUACGAGGGUGUCUGAGAGAUACAUGGGUCAAGUCCGUGUAUGUUUGGAGCCCGGUCCAGGCCGUGCAGCAGCUCUUCGUGCCUCCCGAGUAUCGAGUGGCCGUCGCGAACGGCGUUUCGUAUUUUUGGGACACGUACCUGGCCAUGGAGAUGUCGCCGUCGGCCCACGCGGAGCACGACGAUUCGGCUCCUCCUGCGGAGCUGGCGUUUUCUCGGUAAGUAUAGUUGUUUUC
Messenger RNA from Pelagomonas calceolata, 1039 nucleotides. The record is from the annotation of a GenBank genome assembly. NCBI's taxonomy places the organism in Eukaryota, Pelagophyceae, Pelagomonadales, Pelagomonadaceae.